CAUAGCUACGACUGCACCAGAAACUCUCCUCCUCACCUCUCUUCCAACUCAUUUAUUCCCUCUCUCACACUCUCUGCAUUCUCCUAUCAGUUCGUCAUCAAUUCGGUUCCACGCCUGAUCUCAUCACCUAACCUCUGCCCGUCGCCGACGUCGAUUCACCUUACCUCCACGGAUUCCGAGAUGGAGGAUUCUCGCGCCAAUGCGCUAAUCCAGAUGAGGAAAGCCGUCGAGAAAUCAGGCAUCAACACACAAGAGUACUGCGAUGCGACGAUGAUGAGAUUCUUGAUCGCGAGGUCUAUGGAGCCUUCGAAAGGAGCGAAGAUGUUCGUACAAUGGCGGAAAUGGAGAGAUGCGGUGGUUCCGAAGGGUUUUAUUUGUGAAUCGGAGGUGAAGGAGGAGUUGGAGGCUAAGAAGAUUUUCUUGCAGGGAUUGUCCAAGACAGGACUGGCUGUGAUGAUUGUUAUGGCUAAACGCCAUUUUUCUUCCAAGGAUCAACUCCAGUUCAAGAAAUUCCUGGUUCAUCUCUUGGACAAGGUCAUUGCAAGUGGUAGCAAAGGAAAAGAAAUUGGAAACGAAAAGUGGAUUGCUAUUGUUGAUCUUCACCAAAUCUCAUACAAGAAUGUUGAUAUACGUGGACUCAUCACAGGGUUUCAAUUUCUACAGAAUUACUACCCAGAACGCUUGGGUAAAUGCUUCAUUUUAAACAUGCCAUGGUUUUUCGUUAGCAUUUGGAGAAUGGUUUCUCGUUUCGUGGAUCCUACAACGCUAAAAAACAUUUCAAUUGUGAGCAAUGAAGAAGAAAGAAGAAGUAUGAUAGAGGAAGUUGGAGAAGAAGUAUUGCCAGAAGAGUACGGUGGAAAGGCAAAGUUUAUUGCUCUUCAAGAUGCUGUUCUUCCUCACUUGGAUGCCUGAAUCAUUAAAACCAAGCAACUUAAAUUUUUAGAUUUAUUGAGAAGAUGCUCAAGAUAUUCCAAAUAGUAAUUUCAUUUGAAUGUAAUUAAAGCCCAAAUAAUAGAGAGAGGGUUGUGCAAAAUUUUAAGUCUUCCAUAAUGUUAAAGUUAGGUAAAGAUUCUCUAGCUUAGCAUCCA
Molecule: messenger RNA, 1088 nt
Organism: Cucurbita pepo subsp. pepo (vegetable marrow)
Lineage: Eukaryota; Viridiplantae; Streptophyta; Magnoliopsida; Cucurbitales; Cucurbitaceae
Product: sec14 cytosolic factor
Source: RefSeq, a predicted model, not a curated record